Molecule: messenger RNA, 513 nt
Organism: Didymodactylos carnosus
Lineage: Eukaryota; Metazoa; Rotifera; Eurotatoria; Philodinida; Philodinidae
Source: the annotation of a GenBank genome assembly
AUGAAAUUAAUUACACAGCAGAAGAAAGAGUGCAGUUGCCACAUUAGAGCAGUUCUUCUGAGUGCACCUCCAGUACUUGAACAAUUAUUAUCAUUAUUUGAAGAGAAUCCGGUUUUGAAUUUAUAUGAAAAUAAUACAACAGAAGAUGGAAGUGAUGCAACAGAAGAACUUAGUGGGGAUAAAGUUCAUCCAGGUUUCGCGCAUUUUGCCACGUAUAAUCCAAAACUUGAAGGUGCCAAUAAACUUUCAACGGCAUUAACAAAUCGUGUUCUCUGUAUAUCUGGCGAUGCCCUAGACAAUGAUGGUGCAUAUGAUGUGAAGGUGGAUAAAAGAAAUGGUGACAAUAAAGUAAAUAAAUUUGAUCCAAAAAAAACAAAUGUCUAUAAAAUAUUGUUGAAUCAAUUCGUUGGUGUUUAUGGUGGUCAUGAACUUGUAUCUUAUUGUUUGCUCUGUCAUGUUGAUGCUAAAACUAUGCUACAAAGAGAAGAAAUACACACAAUAAAAGGUUUUUAA